GACACAAGACCACAGCCAACCAUAGAGCGGUCCUCCAAUAGAGCAGAACGCCUGCCGCGCUUAUCACAGAGGAUAGGGGUGUCGCACAGCGCGCCUCUAUUCCGGCGGAUGUUACCAUAGAGUCGUACUGCCUGGCGAAGGGAUCAUCUGUUUGGUGUUUGUGGUGGAGGACCGGUCUCACGAUGAUUGAGGUGGUGUGUAAUGACCGUUUGGGAAAGAAAGUCCGGGUAAAAUGCAACUCAGAAGACUCCAUCAAGGAUCUGAAGAAACUCAUUGCAGCUCAGACAGGCACACGGUGGGACAAAAUAGUGCUAAAGAAAUGGUACACGAUUUUUAAGGACCACGUGACACUCGGUGACUAUGAAAUCCACGAUGGAAUGAACCUGGAAUUAUACUACCAGUAACUCUGGCUCCUUGCUGCACUUUUUUUUCCUAUGAUGGAAUAUACCGUUUACUGCUCGGAUUGGUGAAACUUUACUUUGUCACCGUAAAGACUGUGUUCUUUAGAUUCCAAUGAUCUGAGAAUUGUUUUCCUUUUUCUUUUUUCUUUUUUUUUUUUCUCUCCCUGUUUUUAUUAAAAACGAAAAGAAAACAGCCAUAAUAAAGAUAAAACAUUGGCUAAUGUAUAAAUUGAAAGUUAAUCCUGGUUUUGGUCAGGUAUUUGUGCAUUUUGUUUAAAAUAAAAAUUAAAUACUGUAA
Molecule: messenger RNA, 699 nt
Organism: Rana temporaria (common frog)
Lineage: Eukaryota; Metazoa; Chordata; Amphibia; Anura; Ranidae
Gene: UBL5
Product: ubiquitin like 5
Exons: 5
Coding region: 183-404 (73 amino acids)
Biological process (GO): protein modification process; mRNA splicing, via spliceosome
Cellular component (GO): cytoplasm; nucleus
Molecular function (GO): protein tag activity; protein binding
Source: RefSeq, a predicted model, not a curated record